Molecule: messenger RNA, 2016 nt
Organism: Penicillium cinerascens
Lineage: Eukaryota; Fungi; Ascomycota; Eurotiomycetes; Eurotiales; Aspergillaceae
Exons: 4
Coding region: 1-2016 (671 amino acids)
Source: RefSeq, a predicted model, not a curated record
AUGGACCCCAACGGGCAUUACACGGAGCAAUUCCCCGGUGGUUACGAGCAGAGCACCUUGCCCGUGCUGUCUCGACCUCCACCGGCGGCGCCGUGGCCUGCUACCGACCAAAGUCCCGUCUCCGACCCCUAUACCAUUUCUCCCCCCGACGCGCUCGCCCCGCAGAUGACCCCAAUCGACGCCGCUGGACCACCACCACCAGCCCCUCAGGACCAAGCCCCGAAACCUACGCUGGUCACAAACACCGAGCGGAAUGCACCCACCAAGGUCCGCAAGUCCCGGAAGUCCGCUAAUGCGGCGGCAGGGAAGUCGACAUUGUUCUGGGUGAAUACAGAUUCGCAGUCGGCGUCAGGCGGGACAAAAGAGGAAACGCUGAAGCGAAUCCGCUCCCACGUAAUGUCUGAGCAUAAUCGCAAGAAGCGACUGGAAAAUACAAAACGGUAUAAGAGCAAGUCCUUCAAGCACCUGGCUUUCCAGCCGCCUGAGACUGUUCCGGUGACAUCUGAGUCGCCCCGGCCUCCGCCGGUAGCCUCAUCGUCUUCGUCGUCCUCGUCUAGUAGUCGGAACAGUCCCCACGUUGAGCAGAUCAAUACCAACCAAGAUCUGGUCCCCGCGACCUCGGCUGUGACUGUAGACUACCACCCUGGCGGCUCGGUGGAGGCGUGGGAUGAGACGUGGGAUGAGUCGUGGGAUGAUGGUAACUUCGACGGAGUGGUAGGCUAUCAGGCCAGACAGCCGGCGCCGACGCCGUCUCUGUGGACGUAUAUAGGAUCAGGCGCGCAUGACCCAUUUAACACGGGACAUACGCAGCUCACAGAUCGGAUGAUGCGCCACCUUCAGAAUUUCCUUUUCGAUCUGACGCAGGAAGCGCACCCGUUGCAGACGCGGUAUAAGCCUAAGCUGCAGGCGCAUUGGGCUGCUCUUAUUCAGCGUGAUCCGGCUAUUCUCCACGCGACGAUCUGCAUGUCCACUUCUAACGCGGCUAUGCAACGGGGCGAAUUACCGAUCCGAGAUCCGAAUCAGAAACGCAGCGCGCUCGUGGUUGAUACUUUUCACCACCGUGGUGAGACUAUUCGUUUGGUGAAUGAGGGCUUGUCGGAUCCGGUCAAGGCAUCCAGUGAUGAGUUGAUUGCUGCGGUGUCUACCUUGUUGACCAUCGAGAUCGCAUCGGGCAACCCCGAUUAUCUGAAGAUUCAUCUGGCUGGUUUGCGACAGAUGAUUGGGCUGCGCAAGAACUUCGCCGAUGUCCCUCCCGAUGUCCGAUUCCAGAUUUCAUGGACGGAUAUUCGGGUCGCUUGCAUGGCACUUGCCAAACCUAUCUUCACUUUUGUCCGGUCCCCCCGCCCAGCAGGCUUGUCUCUCCUCCCGCCCACCGAAGAUGUCGCUCUCAUGGCGACGCGUCUGAUCCCUUUGAUCAAAAUCCCCGGCAUAUUCAGCGACUCAUUCUCAAAAACUAUCUACGAUCUUCUCGAACUAUCCUGGUACGCAGAAUGGAUCAAGGGUAACACAGGGUACAAGGAGUUCAACGACGAGACGGAAGAUUACUUCAACUUUGAGGUGCUCUAUGUAGAGUACUCCCUACACUCAGACCGGUACACACCAACCGGCCAAGUCAAGGGCGAUAACUCGAUCGAGGGCUGCUGCCGCCUCGCCUGUCUGUGUUUCCACAACAGCGCCAUCUGGAGUUUCUACCCCAUGAUCGCGCCCCUCCUACCCAAGCCCAUUCUCGCCCUUCGCGCCGCCCUCGAAGUGACUAUCCCGUCUGGGCUUUUCGCGCUCUGCCGUGACCUGCUGAUCUGGCUCCUCUUCAUCGGCGCUGUAUGCAGCCAAUCCUUGCCGACGGAGCGUGCAUAUUUUGUGUCCGAGCUAGCGACAGCAUCUCAUUUACACGGUAUCAGCUCCUGGCAAGAGGCCCGUUCGAUCCUGCUCGGAUUUUUCUAUGCCGAUCGUGUCCACCUUUCUAUGCUGCGACAGGUGUGGCAGGAAGUGCAGCUGCAGGUGGAGCCGGGUGCGUGA